Pararge aegeria (speckled wood butterfly) is the source of this 3569-nucleotide messenger RNA. RefSeq lists its product as uncharacterized. Bases 307 to 3261 code for a protein of 984 amino acids. The record is from RefSeq and is a predicted model, not a curated record. The transcript has 6 exons. Lineage: Eukaryota; Metazoa; Arthropoda; Insecta; Lepidoptera; Nymphalidae.
GUGCUUUUUACCUAUGUAAAAAGCACACAAUACACAUAAGAAUGCCCAUUGAAAUAUAAUUAUCCAAAUUUACCAUUGAAUAAUAAUUAUCCAUUCCAUUAUCUGUGGCACCUAUCGUGAAAAGUUCACUAUGGCGGGGGAUUUCCGUUUUAUCGUAAACGUUCUUGAGUUUUGAUAUCUUAAUGACAUAGAUUAUAAUAAACUUUUUAUGGCCGAAAUAAGAAAAUUAAGUAAAAUGCCUUCCGAUUCCCAGUUCCAAGUCCAACACAUCCACCACCCAUCCAGUUCGAUAGAACAGACCGUUGUAUGUUGAGAGCAAUGGCACCAAUUUACAGCAAAAAUGCAAUCCUUGUGGGAGUGGUUGAUUAUUUCUGUCUUGUGUGUGAAGCCCACCUCCACAGUGACAUUGACACAAUUGCACACAUUAUACAGCCUGUUCACCUGAAACAUCUGAAAGCUAUAAUAAAUGUUGAGGAAUUCAAAGCUGAUGGGAUUAAAAAGAUCAAAAAUAAAUAUUUUUGCGAGCUAUGCAAUAAACUGCUCAAUGUGCUAGCUAGAGUACGUUUGCAUAUCACUGAACAAUCACAUAUAGAUAAUAAAAACAUCAGUUUUCUCAAAAGGGUUGGCGAUUAUAUUAUUGCAUAUGAAAAAGUUUUAAUAUGCAACCGUUCAUGGAAUGGAUUGAAUGAAAACUCUUGUGCUCUAUGUAAUAUUGAAUAUGAAAGUGAGGAGAUUCAUAAAAACCAAUCUUCUCACAUACUCAACGGAAUACAGAUAAAAGUACAAUUUGAUAGUGACAAAAAUAUUUAUCGCAAAAUUGACGAAGUUUCUUUCCAUUGCUUGACUUGCAAUGAUAUAGUUCUCGGUCAAAAUUCUUUAACAUCUCAUUUUACUGGAGAUGAUCAUAAAAAACUAUACCAAGCCUGCUGUGAAGCUUACAACAAGAUAACAGUUGAUAAAGGCCCAGAAAAACUAUUCAUAACCAUUCAUAAUUUUAAUGAAAAAUCCAAAGGGCAAAAAAAACUUAACUCUAGUGAUGAACCAAUACUUCCUUGUGAUCAGAUAAAGUCACAUGCGAUAGUUGAAUCUGAAACUAAAACGAAAGAAGUUAUUGUACAUGACUUAACAUCAGAUAAAAUUAAGGUAAUUGAAGGGACAGAAUCUGGAUCUGAAGUUUAUAACCACAAAAUUGGAAAACAUCCUUUAAAGGUAAUUAAAGAAACAGAAUCUACACCUGAAGUUUAUAACCAAAAAAUUGCAAAACAACCUUUAAAGGUGAUUGGAGAAACGGAAUCUGCAUCUAAAGUUUAUAACCAAAAAAUUGCAAAACAAACUUUAAACGUAAUUAAAGAAACAGAAUCCGCACCUGAAGUUUAUAACCAGAAAAAUGCAAAACCACCUUUAAAGGUCAUUGAAGAAACGGAAUCUGAAUCUGAAGUUUAUAACCAGAAAAUUGCAGAGCAACCUUUAAAGGUCAUUGAAGAACCGGAAUCUGCAUCAGAAGUUUAUAACCAAAAAAUUGCAAAACAACCUUUAAAGGUCAUCGAAGAAACGGAAUCUGCAUCUGAACUUUCUAACCAAAAAAAUGCAAAACAACCUAUAAGGGUAAUUGAAGGAACAGAAUCUGCAUCUGAAGUUUGUAACCAAAAUAUAGCAAAACAACCUUUAAGGGUAAUUGAAGAAACAGAAUCUGCAUCUGAAGUUUGUAACCAAAAUAUUGCAAAUGCGGCAGAACUAGGUAAAGAAGACAAUACUAAAUUAAAAUAUGUUUAUGACGAAAAUGAUGAAUAUAAAAUUUGUAAAUCUCUAAACUGCACUGGUUACAUAACUACUGACCAAGAUAAAAAAAAUUGGUGUAUUUUAUGCGAUUGGGCUAUGGUUGCUGCAAAUAUCAGCAGCCAUGUCAAAGGGAAACAUCACCAAACUAUGCUUAAGUUACACAUAGCACGUUUACAGAAAUUGAAAAACAAUAAUAAAAGUGUUAAUUAUAAAGAAGGUGCCCAAAAUGUUGAAUCCGAUGAGAUUCCAGAAAAUUUAAAUAAAUUGCAAAAAGGCGACGCUAUUGUUAACUCUGAAUCAAACCCAGUGGCUUGCAACAAGAGUUACACACAUGUAGAAGUUGUUAACAAAACCAUUGAAAGUAACAUUUUGGAACACAAAAAAAAGCAUAGCGUUAUAAAGGAAGGCAAAUCGAAAGCUUUUGAUUGUUGCAAAGAAUCUUAUAUGAAUAAACAUUUACACGACGAUAACGAUGAUAAUAAAGAAAUUAAAAAACAAAAUGGAAAUUAUGAUGAGAUAGUGGAAAAACUAAAUGAAUUCCAAAAAAACGACAUUAACAUUAAUUUUGAAUCUCUUUCAGCAUAUUGCAAAAAAUGUAAUACACAAAUAGACUUUGCUAACAAAGCUAUAGAAAAACAUAUUUUGGAACACAAACUAAAGCCUGCUAAAAAGAAAGGUAAAGCAAAAAUGUUUGAUAGCUUACCUUCGAAAGUAUCAGAAACAAAAAGUUUUGUUACAUGCCCUGUGUUACUAAAAAGUAAUGAUACCAAUAAUGGGGAAAAUAAACAAGAAACAACAAGAAACAAAAAAAAUGAUAAAGUUUGUUCAGUAAUAAGUGGUGUUGAUACAUCUAAAAUUUUAGAAGAUAUAGCGUCAAGUAAUGAUACUGAAAACAUACCAAAAAAUGCGGAAACUAAAUCUACUAGCUUGCAAGUCGUACAUCCAAAAACAAAAAAAUCGAAAGCAGUUAACCUGUUAAAAGUGCCGCUUAAAUCUUUCGUACAUAACGUAGUUGCUUUGAACAAUAUGAUGUACAAAGAUGUGUUAAUAAAUGAUAAAUACUGCGUAAAUUUCUUCUGCUUCUGUUUUAUGGUGCAGGUUGGACAAGAUAAGUACAGAUGUCAGGUAUGCCAUGAGUGUUUCCGAGUUAACGACUGUGAGUUCCACUGCGCGAAGGUGGAACACGCAGUGGCCAUGCAUGAGACACCAGUGAUAGCAAAUGACGACUCGGAAUUUAUAAGGGAGAUUAACCCGGGAUCUUUCCUGUGCGGUUUCUGCAACAUGGUCGAAGCGUCCUGGGAGAGUAUGGAGGCACAUCUGAGGAGUUCCGGGCAUAAGGAAUGCAAGAAUGCGGCGUCUUGGCGCAAAGAGGUGUACCAACCGAGAACAGAAGAAACAGAUAACUUCGAACAAAUAGUAACUGAUAGUGUUGCUAUGGACAUGCUUAUGAAUCGGAUACCUAAUAAUUUGGGUGAUGCUUAGAGUAAAAAAAAUUAAAAACGUGGCAUAAACUCUUAGAUGCUGACUUACGAGUAUAGGCGCCAUCUAAAGUUACGACACCGAUUUGGCGAAGUGUUUUGUAAACAGAAAAUUGACGGAUGCAAAAAGAAAAAUAAUGAUAUUUGUUUUUUUUUUGAAGUGAAACUUCUUUAUCGGAAUUGGAGAAAAAUUUAGCGUAACAUUUUUCAGUUACGCGUCACAUUUUUUCGUUACGCGUCGUCUUUUUCUUGUCUCAACCACGGUUGAUUCGAGUUUAUUCGAACUUCAAAUGCAUUGCAAAAUUUAAACGG